AUGGCCGAAUUCACUAGCCAGCGGGGCAAGCGGCAGGAGGACAGCGGGCUGGGCAGCGUCCUCGACCUGCUGUUGGCCAACGCCAGGCUGGUGCUGGGUGUCAGCGGCGCGGCCGUGCUCGCCAUCGCCACGUUGGCUGUCAAGCGGCUGAUAGACCGAGCCACCAGCCCUCGUGACGAAGGCGAUCCCAAAGCUGAGCAGAAGACCCUGGAGGAGAGCUGGCAGGACUUGGCCUUGAUCAAGGCAACGCCAAAACUCCCCAAGAAGCAGAGAAGGGAAGACCUCAGCGAGCCUCUGCUCUCUCCAGCUCGGCCGCCGGCGCCAGAGCCCAGGGUCUGCUCUGCCCCUCCGGAGACUCCUCAGGUUGAAUUCAGCCCUCCACGCUGCCUCACGCUGCAGGAGAAGCUCCUCUCCCACUACAGCAGCCGGCUGGCCGUGCCCGAGACGCAAGCAUCCCUCGCCCCGCAGCUGGCCAGGAGCAUCUGCGCCCAACUGCAGAACUUCCUGCAAAUCAAGUGCCCGGAGCUGCCCUUCGGCAGCCUCUUCCUCAGCGGUCCCCUGCUCGAUGGCCUCGGAGCUCUGGCAGCUGACCACGUCCACCUCAUGCUGCCGGUGGUCCUUGACGCUGCGCUCUGGAGCCUCAUCCCAGGAGAGGACACCGUGGUGAGGAACCCCCAGUACUGGAUGAUCAAGAGGACUGAUCUGGAGUAUUUCCCUCGUGGGCGUAGCCCCUGGGACAGGUUCAUCGUGGGCCGGUACCUCUCCUCCAACGCGCUCAAUGAGACCCUUCACAAGAUGCUGGUGGCCUCCAUCAACUGGCCUGCCAUAGGCAGCCUGCUGGGGACCGUCAUCCACCCGGUCGUGGCUUCCCAGGAGCUGAAACUGGAAGUCAAACACGACCAGGUCGAGCUGAGCAUCGCCCUCUUCCCGGUGGUGGAAAUGGAGGACAAGGUUCUUCUGGCUGCUCCUCCUGAAGGACUGGUGGAAAACCUCUGGCUUGAGAGCUUUUACAGGGCAGAGGUUUCAAAGCUGAAGGAGCUGGAUGCCGGUGACGCCGGGGCUCGGCAGCGCUGCCUCCGCAUCCUGAACGGCAUCUGCAAGAGCCAUCCCACCCUGCACAAACUGAGCGGCAGCCCCUUGACCCAUGUCGUCCUUCAUCUCAGUGCCACCAGUUCGGACUGGGCAGAAGAAAGCCUUGCUGACAGGUUCCAGCAGGUGCUUGAGGAGCUGGUAGGCUACCUGGAAAAAGGGGUCCUGCCUUCCUAUUUCAACCACAAAAUCAACCUCUUUUGUGAGCUGUUGGAAGAGGAAAUUGAUGAAAUGGGCUUCAUGCUCUACAGGGCGGUAUCUGAGCCGGAGCUCCUGCUGAAGGAGAAAUGACUGGUGUGUCGGGAGCUCCCGAACUUAGGGUGUUCCUCGCCCAUCUGCUGCUCCCCGCUGUGAAGGUUGGGAUGCUUCUAGUUGACUAGUCAGUAAGAGGCGAAGUUCUUGCACUUUAUGAGAAAAAAAAAAGUAUUUCCUGUCUGAAUAAAACGUGCCUGAGCAGAGGUGGGUGUUGGCAUAAGGAGCCUUUGGCUGGGAGGCUCUGCUGAACCCAGGGCAAGUGCAGCCCACACCUCAAGUACCUACAGGUGAGUCCCGUCCCCUGGGUGUUGGGAGCCGAUGUGAAGCACGUUUGGUCUCUGGUUCCCAGUGUCCUCUGCCUGUCCCAGCCUGCUGUCACAACUGUCAGGCUCCCCUCAUGCUCUGAGACCAGCUGGAGCUGGAAGGGAGCAGUUCCUUGCUG
This is a messenger RNA of Haliaeetus leucocephalus (bald eagle), 1786 nucleotides long. It is a transcript of the gene MIEF2, whose product is annotated as mitochondrial elongation factor 2. The transcript has 3 exons. The record is from RefSeq and is a predicted model, not a curated record. Gene Ontology annotation, biological process: mitochondrion organization; positive regulation of mitochondrial fission. Lineage: Eukaryota; Metazoa; Chordata; Aves; Accipitriformes; Accipitridae. Gene Ontology annotation, cellular component: mitochondrial outer membrane. The coding region runs from base 1 to 1380 and encodes 459 amino acids.